Molecule: messenger RNA, 1525 nt
Organism: Nicotiana tabacum (common tobacco)
Lineage: Eukaryota; Viridiplantae; Streptophyta; Magnoliopsida; Solanales; Solanaceae
Source: RefSeq, a predicted model, not a curated record
GUUGAAUGUUCAAAUAAUGAGACCUAGUCCAUGUAUUUUCCUUUACCUAUCAUUAACAAAACAAAAAGAUUGUACCUUUUUCUACUUUUGGAGCCAUUUUAGGUAAAAUUGGUUGUUCUUGAUCCCAAUGAAGGUAGUAUGAGUGAAUUUUCUUCCAAAAGAAACAUUGAGUUGGCUCAAUUAGCAAGACUACUCCACUUCCAACCAGUAAGUCAGGAGUUUGAGUCUCCCUAGGGUUUGUGAGGAACUACCAUUGAUACGGGGUGCGGGGUGGGAGUAAUAAAAUAUUGAACUUUCAGAUUGAGAAUAACAAGAGCUAUAAAUGAAAGAAAUGGAAGAGAAUUCAAUACCAACUACCAAAUGUGAGAUUUCAGUCUCAUGGCACUGAUGAUUGCUUCGCAUGAUUUCCAAGCAUGUCCAGCAAUGGCCAUUGUAUCCCUUGUUACUUGUUGCUAUGUCUUACACAAUUGAACAACACAGGCACAGACACCAUGUUGAUAAAUGGGUGAGAUAGAGCACGUGUUUGUGUGGUUGUUCCUUGGCAUUUGUAAGGACAAAUGCAGGAUGCCUUUAAAAUCCUCAUGGAAUUUCAUACCUGAUUAUUAUGACGUAGAGCUCAGAAUUGAAAGUUCCUAUUGUUUCAGAGAAAAAAAUAAAGUUUCUUGGGUAUGUGGCUUGGUGGUUGAGAUGAAGGGAUGUCAUACAAACAAGUAUGAAUAUUGGCUGUGUCGUAGAGGUUGGUCUCGAAGAGAUUCACCAUGUUGUCUGAAUCUCUGAGAUCCCUCAGACAAGGUUGGUUCACCAUGUUGUCUGAAUCUCUGAGAUCCCUCAGACAAGAUAAUUUUAACGGGAACAUUGACGAACCUCUAGAAGAUGGGGACACUGCUCUUCAUCUAACUUGUCUGUAUGGCCAUCUGGCUUGUGUGGAGCUACUGUUAGAGAGGGGAGCUUCUGUGGAGGCUAAGGAUGAAGAUGGAGCACUUCCGUUGCAUGAUGCUUGUGCUGGAGGAUACACGGAAAUAGUCCGUCUGCUAAUAAACGGUGCCCCUGACCCUGAAUGUGUGAAGAGGAUGAUGGAGUCCUUUGAUGAAGAAGGUGAUGCGCCUCUCCAUCAUGCUGCCAGAGGUGAACAUGUAGAUGUUAUCAAAUUAUUGUUAGCUUCUGGUGCUUCUGCUAUGACGAGAAAUUUAUAUGGAAGGAUGCCUUCUGAGCUUGUUGAGCCUGAAAGUGAAGUUUGCAGAAUCUUACAAGAAGCUAUAAAUGCUGAACUUGGCCGUUAGGCCUUCGUACAGAAAAUUGGGGCACUUGGCUUUCACCAAUAUGUUUACCCUGUUUUAUAAGUACCAAGAUUUUGUCGGAACUUCCUCUUUGGAACUUGUGAAGUAUGUAGCAAUAGGUGACAAAAGUGCUCCUGAAAGUUGCAAUACUCCAUAAAAUGAGAUUGCAGGGUGAGAAAUUUUCAUGUUUUGAAGUGGUUGUCAAUGAUUUAUCAACUAGAAUGAUAUAAUAGGCGGUACAUUUCUAA